Molecule: messenger RNA, 873 nt
Organism: Thelazia callipaeda (thelaziosis nematode)
Lineage: Eukaryota; Metazoa; Nematoda; Chromadorea; Rhabditida; Thelaziidae
Source: the annotation of a GenBank genome assembly
AUGCGUUUGAAACGUUUUGGAGCAUAUGAAUGUGCGAAUAUCUUUGGAGUUCUUUAUACCUUAUUACUAAUUUUUGGCAUCUACUUUUUGAUAUUGUUUUACGCAUGUCCAGCAACGUAUCAUGCAGAUCAGUGUGCGCAUGCUAAUCGUUAUGGCAUCAUUAUAAUUGUCGAAUUAUUAAUCAACUUUUUUUUAUUCAUCUCGUAUAGCAGACGUAAUGAUCCGCAACGCUGGAUUCAGAAUUCAACUAUUCUAACAACCUUGAAAGGUGCAAGUAAAUUUUGUUUGGAAUGUAAUCGAAUGGCACCUUUGCGAAGUCAUCAUUGUAGGCUGUGCAAUAUGUGUGUUUUAAGAAAAGAUCAUCACUGUUUUGUUACCGGUGCUUGUGUUGGAAUCGCUAAUCAGCGUUUUUUCAUCGUCUUUGUUCUUUGGGCAAGUGUUGGUAGUGCUGUUGGAUCAUUUUUCAUUCUUGUUUAUUUAUUAAAAUAUAUCGAGUUUGCAAUCUACCCAUUUGGUUGGUUGAAAUUAUUGGCACCUAUUGCUAUCGUUCGAUGGCUUAUUUCAUACGAGCUAUUUUUGAAUGCAGCGUUUUGCGUGCUUCUCAGCAUUUGUACUGCCACCUGCAUCGUUGCAUUAAUUUUUUUUGGGUCACAGAUGUUCUAUACGCUGAAUGGAUAUACGAUGUAUGAUUAUCACACACUAAGCCGCAAAAUUGAAUUGCGAGGGGACGGUGCGACUUAUUCUGAAAGACUUCAUAUGGUAUUCGGACAUUACUGGCUUAUAAACUUCAUCAUACCACUGCUUUGUUGUCCAAAUCAAUUAACAGCUGAUGUUGCUCAGAAUUUAUUCCCUCCUUAUUCCAAAGACUUAUAA